Molecule: messenger RNA, 630 nt
Organism: Paramecium tetraurelia
Lineage: Eukaryota; Ciliophora; Oligohymenophorea; Peniculida; Parameciidae
Exons: 3
Source: RefSeq, a predicted model, not a curated record
AUGAGUUUUCCAAUUAAUAAUUAGGAUAAGGAGUCUUUGGCUAGGUCUAUUUGGCCAAAAAGAAAACCACUUAAGAGUAAGUGGCAGUCAAAAUUUUACCUAAAAUAAUUAAUUGACCAUUACAUUCACAUUCUGCAAUCCAUCGUUAGAAUAAUUGAUGUGUAUGAUUAGGGUACUCGAGUUUAUGUAGUUUAAGAAUUCUGCAAUAGUGGCACCUUAUUUGAUUUUAUGAAAAAGAAACCCCAAUAUAUGGGAGAUACCUUAUAAAAGAAAGUUGAUGAAGCAUUGCAAACACUCACGAUGGACAAUUUUGAUAAAUUCUUUACUUAAAACUAUAUUAAAUUGGAGUUACAAGAAAUGAGAGCAGAGUAUUUCUUAAAUUAUUCCUAUUUUUCGAUUAGGGAUGAUCAAUUACAAUCUAAAUUUGAUGCCAUCUUUAUGGAUUAAUAGAAAAAGGCAAAAGUUGAAUACAACUCUAAGAUUAAAUAAUUACUGAACUUUAGAGAUAAAAAUUAUAACUCUGAUGAAUAAUGGUUGAUUUAUGUUGCAGAAAAGCUUAAAGACUAUACUGAAAAUGAGUUUGUAUUAUACAUAAAAGAAGAUUUAGCUUAAUUUAAAACAUGGAGUUGA